AGAAGCAGGGAUGCAACUGGGGAGAGGCGCUGUAGAUUGGAGAAACAGACGGAGGGACCAACCGAGCCUGGCGAGCGAUAGACGGAGACGGAGGGAGAGAGGGAAGCCGUCCGAGAAGCGGCUGGGCGUGACGUCACGAGCUUUCCUGAAAGUCAACAACAAGCCGUAGCGGCAGGAGCACAGCGGCCGUGCCAGGGUCUAGGAGGAGCUGCCGCCGCGUAUCUUUACUGUUAAUGGCAUAUAUAACAGCUCCUCGCCAUUACAAGCUAUAGCAGCUUCGACACGGUUCUUCGUUUUAUUUAUUUUUUCAGUUGCCUGGCAUAUCCGAUUCAUUAUUCUCGCGUAAAGACGGCACGAGCGCACAGGAAGGCUACCGAGGCGAGGGGGAACCCAUCGGUCUCCCCAUCACUGCCCGCGUCAGGCUGAGGCACCGGCAGAGGGUGGGAAGGACUGGGGCGAGCGAAGGGAGAGAGCGCCAGCGGUACGGGAGAAGUACCAGCCGCCCGCGAGAGAGACGGCGACAUACACACAGUGCUUGAGAGAGAGGGAGCGAGUGAGAGAGAGAGAGGGAGAGCGCAAACCCUCCCCCCCGCCCACCGCCCCCUGCCCCCGCCCCCCUCCUCACUCCCCAGGAGAGGAGACUGCCUUUUGGGACUGGCAGGCUCACCGUGGAGCCAUCAUGAGCGAUGUCACUAUCGUCAAAGAAGGGAGAAUACAUUAAGAACUGGAGACCGCGCUACUUCCUGUUGAAAACCGAUGGCUCCUUCAUUGGUUACAAAGAGAAGCCCCAAGAUGCUGACCUCCCUUACCCUCUCAAUAAUUUUUCUGUGGCAAAAUGCCAGCUGAUGAAGACAGAACGACCAAAGCCGAACACCUUCAUCAUCAGGUGUCUGCAGUGGACCACGGUCAUCGAGAGGACCUUUCAUGUGGACUCUCCUGAGGAAAGGGAUGAGUGGGCAGACGCCAUACAGACUGUGGCAGAUAAACUCCAAAGACAGGAGGAGGAGAGAAUCCAGUGCAGCCCCACGUCACAGAUCGACAACAUCUGUGAGGAGGAGAUGGACACCUCCACCAGCCACCACAAACGCAAGACAAUGAAUGACUUUGACUACUUAAAGCUCCUGGGAAAAGGCACUUUUGGAAAAGUCAUUCUAGUGAGGGAGAAGGCAAGUGGGAAAUAUUAUGCAAUGAAGAUUCUGAAGAAAGAAGUCAUUAUUGCAAAGGACGAGGUGGCUCACACACUUACAGAAAGCAGAGUGCUAAAAAACACGAGACACCCUUUCUUAACCUCUCUGAAGUACUCCUUCCAGACUAAAGACCGCUUGUGCUUCGUUAUGGAAUAUGUCAACGGCGGCGAGCUGUUUUUCCAUUUGUCGAGAGAGAGGGUGUUCUCCGAGGACCGCACGCGCUUCUACGGCGCCGAGAUCGUCUCCGCUCUCGACUACCUGCACUCCGCCAAGAUCGUGUACCGCGAUCUCAAGUUGGAGAACCUAAUGCUUGACAAGGAUGGUCACAUCAAAAUCACUGACUUCGGCCUGUGUAAAGAAGGAAUCACUGAUGCUGCUACCAUGAAGACGUUCUGUGGUACGCCAGAGUACCUGGCGCCAGAGGUGCUGGAGGAUAAUGACUACGGGCGGGCGGUGGACUGGUGGGGGCUGGGCGUGGUCAUGUACGAGAUGAUGUGCGGCCGACUGCCCUUCUACAACCAGGACCAUGAGAAGCUGUUUGAGCUCAUCCUGAUGGAGGACAUCAAGUUCCCCCGAACCCUCUCCGCCGACGCCAAGUCCCUGCUGUCCGGGCUGCUCAUUAAGGACCCUAACAAGAGACUUGGCGGUGGUCCAGACGAUGCAAAGGAAAUAAUGCGGCACAGUUUCUUUACUGGAAUCGACUGGCAGGAUAUCUACGAUAAAAAGCUCAUACCUCCAUUCAAGCCUCAGGUGUCGUCAGAGACGGAUACCAGGUAUUUUGAUGAAGAAUUCACAGCACAGACGAUUACAAUAACACCUCCUGAAAAAUUUGAUGAAGAUGGUAUGGACUGCAUGGAUAAUGAGAGACGGCCUCACUUCCCCCAGUUCUCGUACUCGGCCAGCGGGCGGGAGUGACCCUAGUACUGCCUCCGACAGUACCCACCCCCCCAAACCCCCAGACCCCAAGACCCCCAAACCUCUAAUCCCCCAAACCCCAGCCUACGUAUAUUUCUGUGUCUUUAUUUAUUUUCUGGAUGGGGAAACCAUUAGAAGCCUUUCUUCGGUUGCUAUUUUUGGGAAUCUCUUACUUGGAAUUUUGCACGUUGGGCCAGAUCAUGCCGGUGCUCUGGCCGGGGUGAAGCCACCUGCAUUGACUGCAAGCGACCGUUCGGUCAUAGGUUUUAUAUGUUUGUCUGUCACUUCUUUACUUAAACUACUGUGUUUUUUUUGGUUGAAAGCCGCUCACAUUCCUCAUUGAGAACAAGAACAAUAAAACGCUGCCUUACACGUUCCAUUUCAGACAGAAGUCGGCAUGGCUCGUGGGUUUGCAGAAGCCUUUCUGUCCACAUUGCUGUGGGUUUCAAAAAAAGUUAAUGGUACACGGUACUUCUAAGUGAGUGUUAACCACUCAAUUGACAUGGCGUUGUUGCUUCUUUAAGCUUGUUUUAGGGUAGAAACUGCCAGAAAUUAUUCUCUCAGGUGACACAGAUGACAGCUGUGUUCAACUCAACUACAGGUAUUAUUAGCUUUACUCAACACUAACAAUGCCAAACAGUCUCUCUGCAGUAACCUCUCUUGGACAAAAGGCAGUUAUCUUAACUGUAAUCAGAAUUAAUGACUUUUUUUUGAGGUUGAGCUUUUCAUUUUAAAAAAGUCAUUAGCUGUUGUUUUUAGUUACACAAUAAACUGUGACGCUCACUUUCCGCUUGUAGUGAAAUUAGCUUGGGUGCAUGAACAUUUAAAGAGGCAAUAACUCAGGAUAUCCCUCUCAGACAAUGUAUUGAGAGGGCUGUGCUGAUAUCACUCUAGACAGUGCACUUGAAAGGCCAUACUGAUAUCAGUGGCAGUGCACUCGGAUGUCCAUACUGAUAUCACUCUUACAAUGCACAUGGAAGGCCACACUGAUAUCACUCUGGCAAUGUAGUGUUGUAAUGUAAUGUAGUGUAGUGUAGGACUAUGCACCAAGCUGUGUGUGAAUAUGAGCUCCUACAGUAACUCAAAAGGUACUGCAAUUCACAGCAAUGUGGGCCCAGGGGGUCCUGCGAACUGGAGCCAUGCAGUUUCCCAGCCAGUAACGUAGACCGUCUAGCCCGAGCUCAGAUGAAAAACAGAAUCUGACUGUCUGGGAAGUGUGAGAAAGAGAGGAAACAUAGGUACAUGUCCUUCUGAGGUUCUGGAGAUCCACUUUACUGAUAACACACACACAUACACAAACAUGCUGUAUGUGUGUGUGUACGUGUGUGCGUGUUUGUGUGUAAUUGUAAAAAUAUAUUUAUGUUACGGCAGAUAUGAUUCUUCCCUUCAGUGAUGUAAAUAUGCAAUGCUUUUUUUUUUAGACAUAUCAUUGCUAGAAAGCAAGAUUUGUGUUAUUGUAUUAAUAGCUGGCUGAGAAACAAAACUUCUUUUUUUUGAAGCUGAGAACUUUAUGGGUUGUACUUUCUGCUGACGCUCAGUGCUGGGGGAGUGGCCGGGGGUUGGGGGCGGGGCCAGUGUUAAAACGUGCACUCGCAGGAAGAAUGAACCGCUGACCAGGCAUUCAGAAAUGGGCGGAGCAGAAAGAGUGAAGCACUGUUAAUAUUAUUUUGUUCUUCAGAUAAAGUGAGUUCUUUUUUGAGACUUUAUUUUUGUUUGUUUUUGCAUUUGCUUCAAAUUGUUUUAUUUAUUUGUUCUUGUAAUUUAAUUGUUCUGGUUGUUACGAGUGUUGUCCAGUCUUGUUCUGGAUCUAAGAGGCACCUCUAAAUGGCUUAAGAAUGUAGUUGGGCACAGUGUUGAGGCCUUUUCUGUCAUUUUUUCUUUCAUGUUUCCAUUUCUUUUUUUGCCUGCAUAUUAGUUAAUUAGAAAACCUGCAAAAGUCCUCCUAUAGCCAUUAUUACUGUGGUAAUAUUUAUUUAUUGUUAGUAUUCAUAAUUGAGCAUUUCAGGGGCUGAAAAUUAUUUUUCUUUACAGUAUGUUAAAAUUGUUGAUAUCAGUUUUGUUCCGCUGGUGAAAGGGGCUGUUUGAGAUGGAAAACCCAGUGUAACAGACAUCUGGUCAUUCUGAAGUGUGGAUUUACUGUACUCUGAAUCACAGCUCUCAAACUCCAGUCCUGAGGGCCAUAGGGUCCGCACAUGCAGGGAUGCAGUGCAUGCAGGUUUAACUCCAGUCCUGGAGAGCCACAGUGCAGGUUUAACUCCAGUCCUGGAGAGCCACAGUGCAGGUUUAACUCCAGUCCUGGUGGGCUGCAGUGCAUGUAGGUUUAACUCCAGUCCUGGAGGGCCGCAGUGUCUGCAAGUUGAGCUCUGACCUGGGUUCUGCAGGACAAAAAGUGGAUAGUUAUUUUAAGCAACACUUACAGGGGCUAUACUUUAAAAUAUUCUUGUAUCUGAACAAGUCCAUUCAAUAAGAAAUUGCUGACUGAAAUCCAGGUCUCACUGUGCUGCAUAGUUCAUAAGUUCAUAAGUCGGAUGUGGAUACUGUAGAUGGUCUUGAGCAGAUGGACAAGAAGCUGUACUUCAUUAACCCCAGUGCAUGUGUGAUCAGCAUUAAAGGAGAUUACCAGUUACAGGAGUUACUCUGUUUUCCAUUAACACUGCCUUUAACCAGUCUCUGAAUCCCCAAAUCUAUGGCAGCUGCUUAAAGUGACAAUGUUCAGAAGAAUUUUGUCUCUUUUCUUAGAUUAGUAGAGAUCCUUUGGGACCAUAAAGAAUUGUAAGAGUCUUCCUCAUUAAGACUGAGAGUAUUGUACAUGUAAUUUAAGGGAGUCUUUCCAAUGGGGUUUUGUGGGACUCAACCCUCCCUGGUAGAUGUGAAGGAAGGGGAUUGGCUCCUACGUUGUACUGGCUGCAGGGAAGCCUCAUUUGCACAUGUACAUCUGUGUGUCACAUGGCUGAAAUUCCUAGUGAAGCAGCUGAGAAAUUAUUUGAGAAAAACGGGCACACACUCGCAACUUUGCACUUAAACAAGUAGUUCCAGGCUUGCUUUUCAUAUAUUCCUGGCAGAAUUUUCCCAACUCAAUCUUAAACGUGAUCUCCAGCAUAUAAGUGAACGGGUGUAGAUCAUUCUUCUCUAAGGCUGCCCCUAAUUAUUGCUUAUAAACUUUUCUUUCACUCUACUACCUGCUAUAUGCUGAGCGUAGGAAGCCUUGCAGGAAACAUGCUUGACAUUAAACAUUGUUCAGAAAUGAAUUCAAAUGC
This is a messenger RNA of Anguilla rostrata (American eel), 5359 nucleotides long. RefSeq names its product RAC-gamma serine/threonine-protein kinase-like. Lineage: Eukaryota; Metazoa; Chordata; Actinopteri; Anguilliformes; Anguillidae. The coding region runs from base 687 to 2102 and encodes 471 amino acids. Gene Ontology annotation, molecular function: ATP binding; protein serine/threonine kinase activity. Gene Ontology annotation, biological process: protein phosphorylation. The record is from RefSeq and is a predicted model, not a curated record. The transcript has 14 exons. Gene Ontology annotation, cellular component: cytoplasm; nucleus.